This is a messenger RNA of Melospiza melodia melodia, 682 nucleotides long. It is a transcript of the gene MRPL35, whose product is annotated as mitochondrial ribosomal protein L35. Lineage: Eukaryota; Metazoa; Chordata; Aves; Passeriformes; Passerellidae. Gene Ontology annotation, biological process: translation. Gene Ontology annotation, cellular component: ribosome; mitochondrion. The transcript has 3 exons. Gene Ontology annotation, molecular function: structural constituent of ribosome. The coding region runs from base 16 to 540 and encodes 174 amino acids. The record is from RefSeq and is a predicted model, not a curated record.
GGCUGUCUGGCGGGGAUGUUUGUGCUGAGGCUCUCCCGUGUCCCCGCAGGGAUCCUGCGCCGCUGGGCUCCCCGUGCGCUCCCGCUCAGCGCCCCCUCCGCCCGGUGCGUCGGGCACGGACCGGCCCCGGCCCCGGCCCCGCUCUGGACCCCGCGGCUGCUCGGCGAGAACCGGCCCCGGGCAGGGACCCCCUCGGUGCUCAGCAGUGUCACACCUCUACUUCCAAGUUUACUCCAGCAGCCAGUGAGGACCCUCACCUACUGCAGCCUGCGGAAGGGAAAGAGGAAAAGUGUGAAAUCUGUGGUCAAAAGGUUCCUCCGGCUGCACAACGGCCUCUGGGUGAGGAGAAAGGCUGGUUAUAAGAAGAAGCUGUGGAAGAAGUCAGCUGCCAGGAAGAAGCGUUUGAGGGAGUUGGUGCUGUGCACCAGGACACAGUGUAAGCUCCUGGAUAAAAUGACCACCUCCUUCUGGAAAAGGAGGACCUGGUACGUUGAUGACCCCUACCAGAAGUACCACGACCGCACAAAUCUCCGUGUGUAGAAAUCUGGGGUUUGCACAUCUCUGGUUGUGUGGCAUGCUCUGGGUUUUGGAACAUGCAUCUGUAAUGCCUGUACUUUUUAAAAUAAAAAUCUGAGCAGAAUUAUGGGAAUCAAUGCCCACAAUAAAGGAAUACUCGAAUUUA